Molecule: messenger RNA, 3318 nt
Organism: Vidua chalybeata
Lineage: Eukaryota; Metazoa; Chordata; Aves; Passeriformes; Viduidae
Gene: MAP10
Product: microtubule associated protein 10
Exons: 2
Coding region: 16-2148 (710 amino acids)
Biological process (GO): cytoplasmic microtubule organization; mitotic spindle midzone assembly; positive regulation of cytokinesis
Cellular component (GO): midbody; centrosome; mitotic spindle midzone
Molecular function (GO): microtubule binding
Source: RefSeq, a predicted model, not a curated record
GGACUGCGGGCCGGCAUGGAGCGACUGUUCGCGCUGGAGGUGCUGGUGGAGGCACUGCGCGUGGCGGAGCCGGGGCCCGUGGAGCUCCCGGGACCCGCGGAACACCCGGCCGUGGCACUGCGCCUCUUGGACCUCCCCACCCUCGUGCUGCGCCCCGCCGCCGCAGCGCCGCCCCUGCGGCCGGGGCAGCCCUUGCCCUUCGGCCGCGGCAAGCGCUGCCUGUUCCGCUGGCGCCCGGACUCGCUUUUCGCCGCGCUCCGCCGCCGUCCGCUCCGUGCCCUGCUCCUGGCGCUGCCUCCCGGGCGCGCCCCGGGACCCCCCCGCCUCCUCGGCAGCUGCGUCGUGUCCUUGGGCCCCGCCGCCGAGCUGCUGCAGCGGCACGGGGCGCCCUCAUCCUGCGGCCGCCGCGGCCGCUUCGCGCUGCGGGACCCCGCGGGCCGCCCCGUCGGGGAACUGGUCCUGCGCUACCGCCUCGCCAGCUUGGGGGGCGGUGACGUGCGUCCCGCCACCCCCCGCGCUGCCACACCGCCUGCCACCACUCCUGAGCCGCGAGACGAGGAGGAGGAUGAGAAGGAGGAGGAGGAGAAGGACGAGGAGGAGAGUGAGCAGCUGGAAGGCAACGUCUUUUGCCCUCCGCUGCUCUAUUACAGCCGUGAGGCGGCUGAGCCUCAGCGGCCGCCAGCAACAAUGGAGCGAUGGGAGCAUAUCGAGCCCCAGAGACCGCAGGAGAAGGACAAGGGCCACAGUCCACCACGUCCCAGUGCCGGGCCCUCGCUGCUGCACCCUGCCAGCCCUCGACAGCCCCAGAACGCCCUGGUGCAGCUGCCACUGCUCAGUGCCUUGCUGGCGGAGCUGUCGGUGCUCACCCGCAGUGCUGUUCCUGAUGCUGCUGUACACCCUCAUCUUGCCUGCCUCUACCAGGCCCCAGGGAGUGGAGACACGGCCUCAUGGCCCCCCAGUCGCUCUGCUGCCCUCAGGCCUGCGGAGACACCCGUGGGGCCUGGCAGGAGCAGUGAAAUCACGAGCCCUCUGUUCAAACAAGGCUGUCAAAAGGCCACCUCCCCAGGGUCUUCUGGGGUUGGGAGAAGACCCAAGAAAGCUGUGCCCGAGGCACAGCCAGCCUGUGAAAGGAGCUGCAAAGCUAAGGAGAACAGACCUCCCAGAAAGAAAUUGUUGUAUGGGCUGACAAAUACACUGAGGCUACGGCUGCAGCAGACCAACCCGGAUAAGCGGAUAAUUCAUGAAAGGAGGGAGCAGUACAGAAAAAAGCAAAUGGAGAUGCUAAAAGAGAGAAGCCCCUUAUCCAAGAGAAAGUUGGCCAGAAAUACUGAAGAACAGCAUGUGGUGUCUUGCAAGCAUUGUGGCACAGGAGGUAGUUCAAGGCAGAAUAAUCAGUUGGAUAAAAUUGUUCAGACUUCGUUAGAAAACAGUGCUCUCUCAGAGUCAAUGUCUGUGACAGGAGAUAUAUCCCCUGGCCUGCAGAAACAGUCUACUGCAAGUCUAUCCAGGAAGGAUUCAAUAACUACAGCCCCCUUACUGGAGGAAACUCUCUUAAAAUCUGCUCAUGAGGAAAAGUAUAGAAAAGCUCAACUCCCAGCAGCAUUCCCAUCAGAUGCUAAUGCAGAAGGAAGUUACAACAAUGCAACACACUUAAUCCAUCAUAAAACCAUGGAGCAUGAUUAUGUUUCUGUUGUAAGUGGUCAUAAACUAAGCCCCAGCAGGAAUGUUGAAAACAACUCUGAAUUCAUAUACUCCAAUUACUUUGUUGCUAGUCCAGAUAACUCAGUUUGUUCAGAAGAUUUCACCAAUGCUGAGUGUACAGGCAGAGACUCAAAAGUUUGUGACAGCAGUCCUGAACCUCUGUGGCUUGAAAGACCAAAGCAAGAUAGGUCAGAUACAGAGCAAGAAUCCAGCAGGUCCAGAAUUUCAAAGACAAGUCUAAGAGCUCAAAGUACUUCAGAUCUUGUGCCAGUUCCUUCAGCUUCAUCUCCAGUCCAGUUUUUGAGGAGAAACUGUGACUUUAAAACCAGCAUGGGGACUAGUGCUGAAUCUGCUGAUUCACUUAACCUUGCUGAGAUGGAGGCAUCAUUAUUAGAAGAAGAGCAGAAAGCCCAACAGAUGAGUAAGGAAGAGAACAGGGGUGAUUGAUAUACUCAAGAAAUGUCUACACUGAGAAGCAAACAGGUUAAAUCUGAUAUGGAUCUGAAUACAGGAAAGGGGCAGACCUCUACAGGAUAAAAGCAGUCAGUAACUCAAGUUAGCUCUUACUUGCCAUCUAACAUGUCUGAUCUUGAACUUAGUGUUCUGGAAAACAGUAGGUCAGACAAAGAAGAUGAUUUUCUGGAAAAACUACAUGGUCCUAAUCAGUACAAAGACAUCAGUGAACUUGUAAUAAACUCCCAGGAUACACAAUGGAAAGAGGUGGGGUCAGCACCCACAGUCCAGAAACUUGGAACAAAUGAGCAUAUUAUGUCAUGAUGUAAAGAUGUGAGUAAUGAGAAAUUUACCAUGUCUCCUUUGCCAUUAAGAUAGUUGAACUGAUGUUUGAUUUUGAUUUUAGGUUUGCUUUUAGUAGCUUCCACUUUGAUCAUUGAACUUAAUGUCUUCUGUUUAAGUACGGAGGUUUUUCUAGAAUCCAUGUGCUGAUCCCAAAUUUUAGAGAUGUUUUUUGACUUGAAUUCCUGCCUUACUUUUUAGUCUCAUGUACCCCCUUCCCCCCUUCUUUGAGUAGUUCAUUUCCUAUAUCAGCUUUACAUUCCUAACUAUCUCAUCAAUUAGGACAGUUAUCCUUAGGGUUAAAUGAUAGAUUUAUCCACUCCUCUUUUCUUUAUAAUUUACAAUCUGACUUUUUUCCACAACUUUUUCAUUUCUCACUGUAAUUUUCCAUGUACUUUAUUACAAGAGCCUGUGUUUACACUUUAACACCUUAGAGGAGCUUUUUCCUUUCCCUCCUACUAUGUGUUUACUUUGUAAGAAUUACAGCAUCUUUCCUAUUUAAAGCAUGAACAUAUGUGAGGGUUAUUGGACUAUCUAGUGUUGAUUUCCUAAAAACCACUAGUAAUAUUUUUAAUCUAAAGGUAAGCAGCUGAAAUUACCUAUAUACCAAAGGAAUUCCUGGCCAGAGCAAUUCCUAAAUCUUAUUUAGGGUGUCUUUCGUCAGCUACAAUUUUAGACCAAUGUUUUUUUUUUUUUCUUUUUCUUGCAAUGCCAUGGACUUCUCUGAUACACAUGGAUUCAGACUGUCAUACAUUUAUUGAUGGAAUAAUGUCUUGCACUUCUCAUGAGCAAAACUGUCAUUAAAAUACAAUGCUGACCAAC